GUUACAAGCGGAAAACGACUCAACUCGGCGUUACCUAGAAGAAGUGUGCUAAGUGUUUCCGUCACCAAUGAUUCCCUUCAAAUUAUCGCUUCAGACUUUCAGUUCUCAAACUUAUUUGCAUUUUCGUGUUUAUUUAACAAAUUGACAGGUUUUUAAUAUCUUCCUAGUUCUUACAUCUUUUCUUUAAUAUACAAGAUAAUGACAUCAGAUAACAGUUUUUGCUAGGAAGCUUAUUAAUAACCACGAAGGUGGGCAUUCAAAUUGAAUAUUAAAAAGUUAAAAUUUCUUUGUAUAUUUUAAGACGUCGAGACUUCCGUUUUAAGUGAUUUGCAUUUGGAUUAUUUAAAUUUACAUCUUAUAUUGUCAUGUUUGUUUCGAAGUGAAAGGUGCCAAGUGGUUAGUCGAAACGCGACGCGCUUAUGUAUAUUUGUAUCGAAAUUCACAAUAACACAAUUUGGUAAAAGAUGAAAAGCAUAGUUGCUAAAAUGUUUUCAGCGAAGCAAAGAAUACCAAAGGCGACCUUUCCUCGUUGUUUAUCCUUAACCUUAUGUACUUUCGUGCUUCUUUUAAACAAUAUAGCUAGCAGUCAGGAUUCAACUCUAUACCAAGAUGGCGAUUUCGUUAUCGAAGCGUUGCUGCCGAUAACAAGAGGCGACGGUGACUUAUUGGACACUUACGCAAUCGCAAGCGAAGUUGUGAGAGUAACAAUCGACCAAAUAAACAAUAAUUCAAAGCUUUUAACAAACGUGACACUCGGCUACGACAUCGUGAAUGAUAAACUCGACUUACACCUGAUCAUGAAGCGAGCUAUCGGGAUCGUCUCGAAAUAUCGGCCGGGUUCAAUUUGUCGUCAAGACGAGGAAUUUUGUACUGCCGAUCAAUAUUUGGGGCCGUUUAUAGAUAAACGGGUUGGAGCAGUCAUCGGCCCUGCUACGUCGAGUAGCUCAGUACCAAGUGCGAGUCUACUUGGUUUAUACAACAUCCCUCAAAUAGGCUACUCGGCUUCGUCGAGUAUUUUAAGCGAUAAGUCCCGAUUUAAGUCGUUCCUACGUACCAUCCCCUCCGACAAAUACCAAGCCGAGGCAAUCGCGUCGUUUGUAAACAAGUUCGAUUGGAAUUACGUGUUUUUUCUCGGCUCUGACGAUGAAUAUGGUCGGCAAGGAUUGGCAUCGUUUAAAAUGGCAGCGAGAAAACUCAAAGUAUGCACAGCUGAUGAUGUGAAUAUUCCGUUUCAACGACCAAGCGAUGCGACGAAACAGACCACAAAAAUUAUCGAGAAAAUGAAAAGCAUGCCCCGUGUCGGAGUGGCAGUCCUAUUUAUGUUCGAGCAACAGGCAUCACAGGUAAUAUUGAGUAGUUCGCUAUAUUAAAUAUACGUAUGGAUGUGCCUGUACAAUGCUCCAUAUUUAUUUAAGUACAGGUGGCACACGAUUAUAUCGUGCGCUCCACCUAACUGCUGAGUUAAGCCUGCUGUAGGUCGAGGGGUAGGGUAUUGAGGCCAAUUUAUACACUAUACGCAACUUUUGCCUAAAGCGCACAACGUGCCUACGUUGCGUAGGCGAAUUGUGUGAUUGAUUUACACAGUACAACUCAAGUUGUAAGCAGGUUGCAUUCGACAGUUUGAGGCAAAUGUUGUGUAGUGUUUUUUGGCCUUUAGAUUUCGCUACGAGUAAUACCCUACCCUCGACUCACAGUAGCAGACUUAACUCAGCAGUGAGAGACAGCGCUCUAAACAUAUCUGUCACCCUUGCUUUCCUAAAGUAAUACCCUACCCUCGACAAACAGUAGCAGGCUUAACUCAGCAGUAAGAGACAGCGCUCUAAACACAUCUAUCACCCUUGCUUUCGUAAAGUAAUACCGUACCCUCGACAAACAGUAGCAGGCUUAACUCAGCAGUAAGAGACAGCGCUCUAAACAAAUCAGUCAUCCUUGCUUUCCUGAAGUAUAAUACACUACCCUCGACCUACAGUAGUAGGCUUACCUCAGCGGUAAGGGCAGAGCGGUAUAUAACCGUGUCUGUCACUGUACAAUCCCAAUAUUGGUAGGGCGGUAUGUUAUAUAACUUUUAUAUAUAGCUAAUACGUUUUCCCUCGUGAAAUAAAAUCUUGCUUGUUGAAUGGUUUGAAAAUGGUUUCCGUGGAGGGAAACGUCGGACAAAGUUCUUUUUGCAAAUAUAUUUUGGGAGAACAAAAACAAAGAGUUUUGCUUAUUACUAGGUACUACAAGAAGCAGAGAAGCAAGGCCUACGAAACAUGACGUGGAUUCUGAGCGAUGCCAUCGGACCAACGAUAGUGAAUUACGACAUCAACGCUGACCUGCUACACGGCUCUUUCGGCGUGGACUUCGUGUACGCAAAAAUUCCUGAAUUUGAAGAAUACCUUUUGAGUAUAACGGUAGAAAAAGCAGCGAGCAAUCCAUGGAUGUUGAAACUGUUAGAAAAAUCUCUCAACUGUAACAGCAAAGCCAUGCCUGGCAAAAGACAAUGCAGAAAAGACGAAAAGCUUGACAACAACACGCUAAAUCUCGCAAACCGUUGGAGUAGACUUAUAAGUAUUAUAAACAGCAUCAACGCUGUCGCGUAUGGGUUGGAUAAUCUCCUAAAAUGCAACGGACGGUUGGCGAAUGGUCUUUGCCCAAAUACAAGCUUUCCACUGAGCGGUAAAGACUUGUAUGCCUACAUACAGAAUGCAUCUUUCACCAGCCCUAUAGGAGAGCAGGUUUCGUUCGACAAGAGUGGUGAUUUGGACACAAAAAAGUACACUUUCCGUAACGUGUUGCUCGACCGUGAGAAACGCACUCUUGAAUUUAAAACAGUCGCAAACUGGUCAUCCCUGCAGCCUGACCGCCCGAGCUUCCUUGAAAACGUGGAUCUAACAUGGAACGAUGGCAAGAUCCCAUCUGCAACCUGCAGUCAGGUGUGCCAACCCGGACAAAAACAGGUGGGGCAGAGUGAUUGUUGCUGGGCCUGUCACCCUUGCCCCAGGGGGAAGAUAAGCAACACCACGGGGGCAACAGAAUGUUACGCAUGCCCAGCGGGCUGGUACGCUAACGAUGGCCAAACAGAAUGCUUGAAAACCUCAAUCGACUACGUCGAAUCGAGCGACGCUUUUUCAAUUGUCAUCAUAUCCAUAAGUACCAUUGGCCUGGUUGCCGUGGUGAUAGUGGCGUCACUGUUCUUUUACGUCAAGGAUACCCCAUUGAUCCAAGACUCGGCCCCAAUCCUCCUCGCCCUUCUACUGCUCUCGACCGCUCUGGGAUUCCUCUAUUCGAUUUUCCAAGUCUCCCUAUAUCGUACGGACGGAGUGUGCCGACUUCUGGGCGGACUUUUGCAAUUCGUACUCCUCAUGCUUGCAAGCACCUUAUUGGCUAAGACGAAGACAUGUGACUCGCACCUCAAAAAGUUUGCCUCACAUUACAUCAAACCCGCGGCGGAGUAUGUCGCCCUAAUAUUCGUGGGGGCCUUGCUGCUCUUCCAACUUCUCCUCAUGGGGGUCUGGUUCCUAACAGACACACCCUUCGUCCGCUACUUGGAAAGCUCGCAGGCAGUGCACAUCCGGGAAUGCAAUUCCAGCUGGGAAGCAGGUCGGUUCAUCGCGACAGGCUUCCCGUUGCUCGUCUUAUUUUUCGCGACAGUUUUUGCGUUUAAAGAGCGCGACGAUCGCAAGAAUCACCACGAAGCGAAGUACAUAAGUUUCUGCACCAUUUCGAUUUGCAUCCUGUUAAUAGCAUUCUUCCCGACCUAUCGAUUUGCUCAAGGCAUGACGACCAGUAUUGUCAUAGCAACCACGACGCUCGUGGGCGCAUUAGCGAUCUGCGGUUGCAUCAUCCUACCAAAAGUCUACAUCCUUGUCAUCCAACCCGAACGAAACGUACCGGAAGAGGAACGCGAGAGGAGCCACAAUACCGUUAGUUCAGCCCACACGGCCGGAAGUCAACACCAGCCCGUGUUUGCGGAGCCUGGGGAGGAGUUACGACCACCCAAUGACGUAGAGUUCAUGUCGUCAGCGUCGAGUGCGCAUGAGAAAGAUGUCGUGAAAGACGUUCCAAUUACUUAAAAGCGGUCAGUGUUGGGGACAAUUGACUUUAUUUAAGCAACAAAAUAUGAAAAUAAGUGUUUAGGGACAGCUCGUUUAUUUAAUAGUCAGAUAAAUAGACUUUUAUGCAAAACAUGAUUUGUACGUUCUUCCAUUGUAGCAAAAAUAAAAUGUUUUUUGUUAUUUUAAACAAGUUUUUAUCAGUCAAUUUAGUUGACUUUUAUGCAAAAAAAUCCGAAAACGCCAGUACUAAUAAACAGGGAUACAUUAUAAUAUAUCUUGUCAUAAUUUGGGGCCAACCCUAAUCCUUCUGUUACUGUUCUCGAUAUAAUAAACCAAGCAUUUGAAUGUAAAAACCUUAACUGCUCAAUUUCUCUGUGCAGAGCUUCAGAGUAUCGCACCUUCACUGAAUGUAUACAUCGAUACAUCCCUCAUAUAUCCCUCCCGGUACCUCAUACAAUAGCAAUUGUUAUCCAUAUAUAUAUAUAUAUCCAGCAAUCACUCCACAACUGAGACAAUUUGUUUUUUCCUCUCCGGCACAUAAGGUACCUUUCCCGUGGCACUGUGGAGUCGACGAUUUUCCUCCCU
Messenger RNA from Paramuricea clavata, 4622 nucleotides. Lineage: Eukaryota; Metazoa; Cnidaria; Anthozoa; Malacalcyonacea; Plexauridae. The record is from the annotation of a GenBank genome assembly.